ACUUUCGACAUAUUGUCCGACGAAGAGGUGCGCCAAUCGUUGAAAGUGUUGUCCAAUUGGCCCACUUAUCCACAGGUGUACGUCAAGGGACAGCUCAUCGGAGGUCUCGAUAUUAUCAAAGAAUUGAAAGAAUCGGAAGAAUUGGAAUCAGCACUCAAACCAUGAAUUGAGAGAUGAAAUGAGUUUUAUUUCAUUACUAAUAAUAAAUAGAUUUUAAUUCAAUUAUUAUAUUAUUUAUCACAAAUUCAAUGUAAAAACAUUUAAAAUAUGUCUCAUUUGAAAGGAUAGGGCUUUUGGGUGUGAAAUAUAAAACAAAAGUUGAGAGAAAAUUAAUUGUCAUUAAAGUGAUUAUCUUAU
Oppiella nova is the source of this 357-nucleotide messenger RNA. NCBI's taxonomy places the organism in Eukaryota, Metazoa, Arthropoda, Arachnida, Sarcoptiformes, Oppiidae. The record is from the annotation of a GenBank genome assembly.